AGAAGUAAGGGUACCAGCUUUGUACAGCCUGUAGAGACAUUUUCCUGCCCUAGCGCUUCCGUUUUAUUUUACCAACUUUUUGUAAACGAUGAUGGCCUCCGCAUCCCGAACCACUAUUGCCUCGGCUGCCGCAGGCGUCGCACUCUUCGGCGGAGCAGCUUUCGUGUCUGCGCCUACCACACGGUCUGGAAACCUGCGAGCAACCAUGUCCGCAGCAACUCCUGCCUCCGCUCCAGUGUCUGGACUGGAGGCGAGCACCGCCAUGGCGGUGGCGGGCACGGCGAUUGCGGCCUUUGCCAGCCGCAAGGCCAGUGCAGCCAAUGUGAAGCAGCAGCUGGUAGCUUUGACGGCCUUCGAGAACGAGCUCGGUGUGCAGGCGCCAGUUGGAUUUUGGGAUCCCGCUGGCUUCACCGCGGAUGGCAGCACCGAGAACUUUGCGCGCAGGCGCCAGACGGAGUUGAAGCAUGGCCGAAUCUCCAUGCUUGCUACCAUGGGCUACAUUACGCCGGAGAUCACGGGAAAAUUCCCAGGCUAUUUGAGCCCUUCCGCAGGCUUGAAGUUCGCAGAUGUCCCGAAUGGGCUCGCCGCAAUUUCCAAAGUGCCCGCUGCAGGGUGGGGUCAGAUCUUGGCUUACAUGGCCUUCUGCGAGGUGUCCCAGGACCAGUCGGCGGGAACUCCUGCUGCAGCGGGUGACUUCGGAUUCAAGGUGCUCACCGCAUCCGACCCGGAGGCCAAGAAAACUAAGCUUGCAGCCGAACUUGCGAACGGUCGCCUGGCCAUGAUGGCGAUCAUCGGCAUGUUCUUCCAGGACGGCUUGACUGGCAGCGCCUGGGGUGACUGGGCCAACUACACUGCUUCCCCUCUGCGAGCUUUCGAGAACGAGCUCGGUGUGCAGGCGCCAGUUGGAUUUUGGGAUCCCGCUGGCUUCACCGCGGAUGGCAGCACCGAGAACUUUGCGCGCAGGCGCCAGACGGAGUUGAAGCAUGGCCGAAUCUCCAUGCUUGCUACCAUGGGCUACAUUACGCCGGAGAUCACGGGAAAAUUCCCAGGCUAUUUGAGCCCUUCCGCAGGCUUGAAGUUCGCAGAUGUCCCGAAUGGGCUCGCCGCAAUUUCCAAAGUGCCCGCUGCAGGGUGGGGUCAGAUCUUGGCUUACAUGGCCUUCUGCGAGGUGUCCCAGGACCAGUCGGCGGGAACUCCUGCUGCAGCGGGUGACUUCGGAUUCAAGGUGCUCACCGCAUCCGACCCGGAGGCCAAGAAAACUAAGCUUGCAGCCGAACUUGCGAACGGUCGCCUGGCCAUGAUGGCGAUCAUCGGCAUGUUCUUCCAGGACGGCUUGACCGGCAGCGCCUGGGGUGACUGGGCCAACUACACUGCUUCCCCUCUGCGAGCUUUCGAGAACGAGCUCGGUGUGCAGGCGCCAGUUGGAUUUUGGGAUCCCGCUGGCUUCACCGCGGAUGGCAGCACCGAGAACUUUGCGCGCAGGCGCCAGACGGAGUUGAAGCAUGGCCGAAUCUCCAUGCUUGCUACCAUGGGCUACAUUACGCCGGAGAUCACCGGGAAAUUUCCGGGCUACUUGAGCCCUUCCGCAGGCUUGAAGUUUGCAGAUGUCCCGAAUGGGCUCGCCGCAAUUUCCAAAGUGCCCGCUGCAGGGUGGGGUCAGAUCUUGGCUUACAUGGCCUUCUGCGAGGUGUCCCAGGACCAGUCGGCGGGAACUCCUGCUGCAGCGGGUGACUUCGGAUUCAAGGUGCUCACCGCAUCCGACCCGGAGGCCAAGAAAACUAAGCUUGCAGCCGAACUUGCGAACGGUCGCCUGGCCAUGAUGGCGAUCAUCGGCAUGUUCUUCCAGGACGGCUUGACCGGCAGCGCCUGGGGUGACUGGGCCAACUACACUGCUUCCCCUCUGCGAGCUUUCGAGAACGAGCUCGGUGUGCAGGCGCCAGUUGGAUUUUGGGAUCCCGCUGGGUUUACCGCGGAUGGCAGCACCGAGAACUUUGCGCGCAGGCGCCAGACGGAGUUGAAGCAUGGCCGAAUCUCCAUGCUUGCUACCAUGGGCUACAUUACGCCGGAGAUCACCGGGAAAUUUCCGGGCUACUUGAGCCCUUCCGCAGGCUUGAAGUUUGCAGAUGUCCCGAAUGGGCUCGCCGCAAUUUCCAAAGUGCCCGCUGCAGGGUGGGGUCAGAUCUUGGCUUACAUGGCCUUCUGCGAGGUGUCCCAGGACCAGUCGGCGGGAACUCCUGCUGCAGCGGGUGACUUCGGAUUCAAGGUGCUCACCGCAUCCGACCCGGAGGCCAAGAAAACUAAGCUUGCAGCCGAGCUUGCGAACGGUCGCCUGGCCAUGAUGGCCAUCAUCGGAAUGUUCUUUCAGGAUGGCUUGACUGGCAGCGCCUGGGGUGACUGGGCCAACUACACUGCUUCCCCUUUGCGAGCUUUCGAGAACGAGCUCGGUGUGCAGGCGCCAGUUGGAUUUUGGGAUCCCGCUGGCUUCACCGCGGAUGGCAGCACCGAGAACUUUGCGCGCAGGCGCCAGACGGAGUUGAAGCAUGGCCGAAUCUCCAUGCUUGCUACCAUGGGCUACAUUACGCCGGAGAUCACGGGAAAAUUCCCAGGCUAUUUGAGCCCUUCCGCAGGCUUGAAGUUCGCAGAUGUCCCGAAUGGGCUCGCCGCAAUUUCCAAAGUGCCCGCUGCAGGGUGGGGUCAGAUCUUGGCUUACAUGGCCUUCUGCGAGGUGUCCCAGGACCAGUCGGCGGGAACUCCUGCUGCAGCGGGUGACUUUGGAUUCAAGGUGCUCACCGCAUCCGACCCGGAGGCCAAGAAAACUAAGCUUGCAGCCGAACUUGCGAACGGUCGCCUGGCCAUGAUGGCCAUCAUCGGAAUGUUCUUCCAGGACGGCUUGACUGGCAGCGCCUGGGGUGACUGGGCCAACUACACUGCUUCCCCUCUGCGAGCUUUCGAGAACGAGCUCGGUGUGCAGGCGCCAGUUGGAUUUUGGGAUCCCGCCGGGUUUACCGCGGAUGGCAGCACCGAGAACUUUGCGCGCAGGCGCCAGACGGAGUUGAAGCAUGGCCGAAUCUCCAUGCUUGCUACCAUGGGCUACAUUACGCCGGAGAUCACCGGGAAAUUUCCGGGCUACUUGAGCCCUUCCGCAGGCUUGAAGUUUGCAGAUGUCCCGAAUGGGCUCGCCGCAAUUUCCAAAGUGCCCGCUGCAGGGUGGGGUCAGAUCUUGGCUUACAUGGCCUUCUGCGAGGUGUCCCAGGACCAGUCGGCGGGAACUCCUGCUGCAGCGGGUGACUUCGGAUUCAAGGUGCUCACCGCAUCCGACCCGGAGGCCAAGAAAACUAAGCUUGCAGCCGAACUUGCGAACGGUCGCCUGGCCAUGAUGGCCAUCAUCGGAAUGUUCUUUCAGGAUGGCUUGACUGGCAGCGCCUGGGGUGACUGGGCCAACUACACUGCUUCCCCUCUGCGAGCUUUCGAGAACGAGCUCGGUGUGCAGGCGCCAGUUGGAUUUUGGGAUCCCGCUGGCUUCACCGCGGAUGGCAGCACCGAGAACUUUGCGCGCAGGCGCCAGACGGAGUUGAAGCAUGGCCGAAUCUCCAUGCUUGCUACCAUGGGCUACAUUACGCCGGAGAUCACGGGAAAAUUCCCAGGCUAUUUGAGCCCUUCCGCAGGCUUGAAGUUUGCAGAUGUCCCGAAUGGGCUCGCCGCAAUUUCCAAAGUGCCCGCUGCAGGGUGGGGUCAGAUCUUGGCUUACAUGGCCUUCUGCGAGGUGUCCCAGGACCAGUCGGCGGGAACUCCUGCUGCAGCGGGUGACUUUGGAUUCAAGGUGCUCACCGCAUCCGACCCGGAGGCCAAGAAAACUAAGCUUGCCGCCGAGCUUGCGAACGGUCGCCUGGCCAUGAUGGCCAUCAUCGGAAUGUUCUUUCAGGAUGGCUUGACUGGCAGCGCCUGGGGUGACUGGGCCAACUACACUGCUUCCCCUCUGCGAGCUUUCGAGAACGAGCUCGGUGUGCAGGCGCCAGUUGGAUUUUGGGAUCCCGCUGGGUUUACCGCGGAUGGCAGCACCGAGAACUUUGCGCGCAGGCGCCAGACGGAGUUGAAGCAUGGCCGAAUCUCCAUGCUUGCAACCAUGGGCUACAUUACGCCGGAGAUCACGGGAAAAUUCCCGGGCUAUUUGAGCCCUUCCGCAGGCUUGAAGUUCGCAGAUGUCCCGAAUGGGCUCGCCGCAAUUUCCAAAGUGCCCGCUGCAGGGUGGGGUCAGAUCUUGGCUUACAUGGCCUUCUGCGAGGUGUCCCAGGACCAGUCGGCGGGAACUCCUGCUGCAGCGGGUGACUUCGGAUUCAAGGUGCUCACCGCAUCCGACCCGGAAGCCAAGAAAACUAAGCUUGCAGCCGAACUUGCGAACGGUCGCCUGGCCAUGAUGGCCAUCAUCGGAAUGUUCUUCCAGGACGGCUUGACUGGCAGCGCCUGGGGUGACUGGGCCAACUACACUGCUUCCCCUCUGCGAGCUUUCGAGAACGAGCUCGGUGUGCAGGCGCCAGUUGGAUUUUGGGAUCCCGCUGGGUUUACCGCGGAUGGCAGCACCGAGAACUUUGCGCGCAGGCGCCAGACGGAGUUGAAGCAUGGCCGAAUCUCCAUGCUCGCUACCAUGGGCUACAUUACGCCGGAGAUCACCGGCAAAUUUCCGGGCUAUUUGAGCCCUUCCGCAGGUUUGAAGUUCGCAGAUGUCCCGAAUGGGCUCGCCGCAAUUUCCAAAGUGCCCGCUGCAGGGUGGGGUCAGAUCUUGGCUUACAUGGCCUUCUGCGAGGUGUCCCAGGACCAGUCGGCGGGAACUCCUGCUGCAGCGGGUGAUUUCGGAUUCAAGGUGCUCACCGCAUCCGACCCGGAGGCCAAGAAAACUAAGCUUGCAGCCGAACUUGCGAACGGUCGCCUGGCCAUGAUGGCCAUCAUCGGCAUGUUCUUCCAGGACGGCUUGACUGGCAGCGCCUGGGGUGACUGGGCCAACUACACUGCUUCCCCUCUGCGAGCUUUCGAGAACGAGCUCGGUGUGCAGGCGCCAGUUGGAUUUUGGGAUCCCGCUGGGUUUACCGCGGAUGGCAGCACCGAGAACUUUGCGCGCAGGCGCCAGACGGAGUUGAAGCAUGGCCGAAUCUCCAUGCUCGCUACCAUGGGCUACAUUACGCCGGAGAUCACCGGCAAAUUUCCGGGCUAUUUGAGCCCUUCCGCAGGUUUGAAGUUCGCAGAUGUCCCGAAUGGGCUCGCCGCAAUUUCCAAAGUGCCCGCUGCAGGGUGGGGUCAGAUCUUGGCUUACAUGGCCUUCUGCGAGGUGUCCCAGGACCAGUCGGCGGGAACUCCUGCUGCAGCGGGUGACUUCGGAUUCAAGGUGCUCACCGCAUCCGACCCGGAGGCCAAGAAAACUAAGCUUGCAGCCGAACUUGCGAACGGUCGCCUGGCCAUGAUGGCCAUCAUCGGAAUGUUCUUCCAGGACGGCUUGACUGGCAGCGCCUGGGCGGGUGACUUCGGAUUCAAGGUGCUCACCGCAUCCGACCCGGAGGCCAAGAAAACUAAGCUUGCCGCCGAACUUGCGAACGGUCGCCUGGCCAUGAUGGCCAUCAUCGGAAUGUUCUUUCAGGAUGGCUUGACUGGCAGCGCCUGGGGUGACUGGGCCAACUACACUGCUUCCCCUCUGCGAGCUUUCGAGAACGAGCUCGGUGUGCAGGCGCCAGUUGGAUUUUGGGAUCCCGCUGGGUUUACCGCGGAUGGCAGCACCGAGAACUUUGCGCGCAGGCGCCAGACGGAGUUGAAGCAUGGCCGAAUCUCCAUGCUCGCUACCAUGGGCUACAUUACGCCGGAGAUCACCGGCAAAUUUCCGGGCUAUUUGAGCCCUUCCGCAGGCUUGAAGUUCGCAGAUGUCCCGAAUGGGCUCGCGGCAAUUUCCAAAGUGCCCGCUGCAGGGUGGGGUCAGAUCUUGGCUUACAUGGCCUUCUGCGAGGUGUCCCAGGACCAGUCGGCGGGAACUCCUGCUGCAGCGGGUGACUUCGGAUUCAAGGUGCUCACCGCAUCCGACCCGGAGGCCAAGAAAACUAAGCUUGCAGCCGAACUUGCGAACGGUCGCCUGGCCAUGAUGGCCAUCAUCGGAAUGUUCUUCCAGGACGGCCUGACUGGCAGCGCCUGGGGUGAUUGGGCGAACUACACGGCUUCGCCUCUGAGAGCGGAGCGCAAGAUGUGAGGCCGAGGACGAGUUUGGCAAGUGGACCGGACUCGGGCGG
Molecule: messenger RNA, 6263 nt
Organism: Effrenium voratum
Lineage: Eukaryota; Dinophyceae; Suessiales; Symbiodiniaceae
Source: the annotation of a GenBank genome assembly